CCUCUCUCCCUCGCAGCCGCUCAGACUCCGUUAGCAACGGCCUCUGUUGCUACGCAGAAAGGUCACUUCCUCCUACUGGGGGCCUGGCGAGGCUGUGCCCCACUGUCUGACGGGAGUUGUAGUUCGGCGGCCAGCGUUCCAGGCUCCCUCCCCCUCCUUCCCGUGUGUCAACCGCGCUGCAUCCCGGGAGUUGUAGUCCUGCCAGGAGCGCCGGGCCUGCGCUGGGGCCGGCAGGAAGAGGCUGAAAAGACUACGGGGAGGCCGAGCGCGGCGGUGUGGGGUGCCGCAAGCGUCGGGGGCUGUGCUCGAGCACGGCAGCAUGAAGAGGCGAGCAGGGGCGAGCGAGAAAAAAGAAGCCAAGAAACAGAAGCUUCUUGAGGAACUUGGAGAGAGUUGGCUUCCAUAUCUGACACCUAGAGAUGCCGAAUUCCACCAACUGUGGAAGACCAGAUAUUCCAAACUCUUCCUCAGGAAAGCUUAUAAGAUACCCCAAGAACUUCAUCACAUAGUGCAAGAAGCCUUUUUGACCUUGCAAAAACAUGAUUGUUUCUUCCAAGAUCUUGUAAGGAUCAAAGGAAAAGAUUUUCUUACACCAGUAUCUCGUAUAUUAAUUGGAAACCCAGGAUGCACUUACAAAUACUUGAACACAAGACUGUUUACUGUUCCAUGGCCUAUGGAGGAUUAUGAAAUAAAAUAUUGUCAUCCUGAAUUAUUUGCAGCUUGUAAAGCAUUAAUCAAACUUAAUGACUACUUGAAUGUAGAAGCCGUCCAGGCUUUGCAAGAACAAAAUUUAUCUGAGACCAGAGAAACUGAAAAUACUGCUGUCACAGAUAGAGAACAGGAUUUUUCUACUUUUAUUAAGGGGUCCCUCUUAGAAGUUCAAAGCAGUCUUUAUACACCAAGGAAUGACUGCACCAGUCUUAAGUACAGAACAUCUUAUAACUUGACUUUAUUGAAUUAUAUGGAUCCUCUACAAAUGCCGUCCUUGAAACAAGAGCCUUAUUUUGGAAUGGGGAAUAUGGCAGUGAGCUGGCACCACGAUGAAAAUCUCAUUGAAAAGUCAACAGUAGCUGUGUACAAUUACAGCUGUGAAGGUUCUGCAUGUGACAAAGAUAAUGAACAGUAUGUGGAAGGGAGAGACCCAGCUGACUGGCACGUAGGCCUGAAGGUAGCAUGGGACAUAAAGACACCUGGACUGGCAAUACCCCUUCACCCAGGAGACUGCUAUUUUAUGCUGGAUGAUCUCAAUAUGACACAUCAGCAUUGUGUUCUGGCUGGUUUUGAGCCUCGUUUCAGCUCUACCCACAGAGUGGCAGAGUGCUCAACAGGAACACUGGAAUAUAUUUUUGGACAGUGUGAGGUUGCACUUCAGAAUUUACAGGUUGAUUCUGAUUCAGCGGCUUUGUCUUUGAAAUCACUGGAAGUCCAAGUUGUAAAGGAAGUGGAAGGAAUCCAUAACGAGGUCGAAUUUGAGUGGCUUAGGCAGUUUUGGUUUCAGGGCAAACGCUAUAGGAAGUGCACUGAUUGGUGGUUUGAACCAAUGGCUAAAUUGGAAGAAUUUUGGAAAAAGAUGGAGUUUAUGACAAGCCUGGUGCUCUGUGAAGUUGGAAAAGGGGAACGAACCAUGGAACAAAGGAAUGAAAUCAUCAGCUGCUUCUUGCCACUUCUUACUGAGCGACAAGAGCUACGCAAAGAAUGGACCGCAAGUGACCUAUCUAAGAGUCUCAUCCAUAUGAUCUACAUAAACAGACUGUUACCAUACACCUCACUUUACCUCAUCAAAGCUUCAGCUAGAUGUCUGGAAUGAAGCCGUGACUGUGGGAGCCAUCAAGCAUGCAGUGGUGAAAGUUCUGAAACGUCCGCCCCAGUGCUCGCAGGGGCUGCCCGUGUUUUAGAGAUCAGUCUAUUGCGUACUUUGGAAUUACAUGAGAAAAAUGUGCUUGGACAGGAAAUAAUUAGCACUUGUCAAAGGGCAGGCAACAGGCUACAGUAUUUUACUUUCAGCAGGCUAUCAGGGGAUCCGCUAGAUUAGAUAAUAGAUUUUUUUUUCCCCCUCUGGAAGUUAAAUACAGAUGACUCUAAUUACCUUCCAUUGCACAUUAUUAGAGAGCACAUUAUGAACAGUACAACUUGAAGAAAUUUAGGUCAACUAAGAGACUAGCUGGCAAAAACUUUACCGUGCUCUGAGAGUAAUGUAGCCAUUCUGUUGUUUCAGCAGGUUCACUUGUGGCACUGAUACCUUAAUUUAAAAAAAAAAUAAUAAAAAGAAAUACAUGGUUGGAACAGUAACACAGCUCUAAGGGGAUUGUGCUUUUACAGGCCGGUGAGUCUUCCUCGC
This is a messenger RNA of Caretta caretta (loggerhead turtle), 2338 nucleotides long. NCBI's taxonomy places the organism in Eukaryota, Metazoa, Chordata, Testudines, Cheloniidae. The record is from RefSeq and is a predicted model, not a curated record.